GUUUGGACAUUAGAUGGUGAGCGUCGGGCCUUCUUGAAAACUGAUGGCCCGCUGGUGCAGGUAGAUGUUGCGCGUGUGACCUGGGUGUCGGUGGAGGCCUUGGACCACUUUGUCCUUUGUGCUCUAGAUUCCAAGUCAGUCAUAACCUUGUGGGACUCCAAAGCUGGGUUUUCUCCUAUCUUUCGCUUCUACAGCGGCUGUGAGGACCCGUUCGACCUUGUCCUGACACAGGAUUUCAUGGUCAUCAUCCAGGACAACCUUCCUAACAACCGUCUUGAUCUCUUCUUCUGGAAGCUCUGGCUUCAUCCCGACUUCGAGGUGGACGGCACGGAUAAUCAAUGCAGUGAGGGCCUCGAGAGACGGCGCCGCGAAGGAAGACACCAGCGAGAGGCUUCUUUGGAGUCGCUGCCUGCAGGGGCUCGCUUUGCGCCUCAAGGUGGUGCCCUUUCGGCUGUAGCCUCAUCAAUUUGA
This is a messenger RNA of Symbiodinium pilosum, 471 nucleotides long. NCBI's taxonomy places the organism in Eukaryota, Dinophyceae, Suessiales, Symbiodiniaceae. The record is from the annotation of a GenBank genome assembly.